CUGCAGUAGUAGACUGUGUGUUAGCUGUUAGCUGUUAGCGCCUCCCCUGGGCAAUAAAGUGAGCUCAGGCCGCCACCUCAGGCGCUAACAUCAGCGCUAUUUGACAGUAUUUGCUUGGCAUAUUUAAAUACAGCCAAAUAUGACUGUAGCUGCAUAAUUAUCUCCAUCUGAACGUCAGCCUAACACGUUGUUAGAGGCCCCUGUUUUCAGGGGAAGGAGGAGGACAGGGCACAGGGGGAUCAGACACAACUUGCAGCAACAAGAGACCUCAGCUAAAAGAAGACGUAUAGCAGCAUGGCCAGUUGUGGAGAAGUGAACCUCUCUGUGAAUGCCUCAGCUGCUUCCAAGUUGAAAGAAGAAGCAGAAGAGGACUCUUGCAGCAGCUCCACACCCAUCACCACUGCUUUACCCCCGGAGUGUGCCAUCUGCCUGCAGAGCUGUGUCCACCCUGUCCGUCUCCCUUGCUGCCAUGUCUUCUGUUUCCUGUGUGUGAAAGGCGCCUCCUGGCACAGCAAGCGCUGUGCUCUCUGCCGACAAGAAAUACCCGAGGACUUCCUGGAGCGACCUGUUCUACUCUCGCUUGAAGAACUGAAAGCCGCAGCUGCUGGACUGAACCAGAGCGGGAGCGAGUCCCGUGGAGACUACACAUGGUACUAUGAAGGGCGCAACGGCUGGUGGCAGUACGACGAGAGGACCAGUCGAGAGUUGGAGGAGGCCUUCAUGAAGGGGAGGAAGAGCACUGAGAUGCUGAUUGCAGGGUUUCUUUACGUGGCAGAUCUGGAGAAUAUGGUGCAGUAUCGCAGGAAUGAGCACGGCCGCAGACGCAAGAUGAAGAGGGAUGUAGUUAAUAUCCCUAAGAAGGGCGUGGCUGGACUGAGGUUAGAGUCUGAGCAUGUUUCUGUCCCUGCCUUAUCAGGUACGAUCUCUGCAACAGCAGAUCGUGUUAGCUCAGCUGACGGCUCUGACUCUGCAGGCCAGUCUCAGGCUUCAUCCUUUGGGAUUAUGGUUCCUCUUCCACCUGUUAGACCUCAAACCCUCCUCGGACGUCAUCUUAACAGUCCUCUGUCUCCUUCACCAUCAACACUGGAACAAUCUUUCUCUCAGCUCCUAAUCAGCCAGCCACAGGGUGAAAAUGUAGAGGAAGAUGAUGAGCUGAACACAUAUGAGUCUGCAUCAGGGAGCAGUGAGAGUGAAGAAGAAGAGGAGGAGGAGGAGGAGGAAGAGAGUGGUGGAAGGAGAGGGCAGUCUGGGGCACGAAGACGGCGCACACAGAGACCACUAAGAGAGAGCCAGCCAACCAGAAUUCCCCCUAGAGGCAUGCCUUCCAGCUCCUCCCUCAGUCUUCGCUCUCGCAGUCCAGAUGGACAGUGCACCAUGACAGAAGUAUAACCCACCAGAGGUGUCUCCAUUUCAUAACACUCCUACCAGCUCAGCAAGAAAGUCUAAAGACAUAACGCAUCCCAAAGGUCUCAUGGAAAGGAGAAGUACCUCUAUUGUGCUGUUCUGUUAACCCAACAUGAUGAUGUGCCAAAUACAGUCUUUUGUCUGUCGAGUUUGACAUAAAAUAAUUAAUGGGUUCAAAUAAUCCUUUUAUCUAAAGCUUUAUAACACUGAAAACAAUUUCCUGCAACAGGAUAAAAUUCUAAGUACAUUUUUAAAGGACAUGUAACAUGUUUCAACACCUUCUCCAAAACUGGUUUCAGACAAAAAUAUGAGUAGCAAGAACAGGCUGGUUUCUUUACUCAUAAAAGUGCGGUUUUAAUGCAGUCAGAGAUGGAUGCUUAAACAGUUCAUGGACAGAUGCUGGAACUCUCAUGUGUGAUGGUUUUAGUCCAUCUUCAGGUCCCUUAAAUACAGUAGCCAGGUGCAUCAGUAGACAAAUGAAUCUAGUGAUCUGCAAAAUAAAAUAAAUGUUUUGGUCCGUGAGCCUGGUGGCUUUGAAAAGUUUCAGCAGCAGGGAUACCUGAGGUGUUGAAAUGCUUCAGAAGUACAGAAGUAUGGAAGAAUAUUUUUAUUUCCUUUCCUAUUCUCUCAAAUGUACCCCCCCCCCCCAAACACACACACCCACCUACUUCCUUGUGUUCUUCCUUUUCCUUCUGUCUUUAUGUCCUUGCUUCCUACCUUUUGUCCUUCCUUGGUCCCUUCCUCUCCCCCUUCCUUCCUUACGUUCUUCCAUCCUUCUUCCUGUCCUACCUUCCUUUAUUCUUUCCUUAUCCUCCCUCACGUCCUUCCUUAGUCCCUUUUCUUCCUUGUUUAUUUUCGUUGUCCUUCCUUCAUUGCUGUCUGUUUUUCAGUGGUAUAUUUAAAGCCUAAACAGUGGAAGCAACUGGCAUAAAUUCAUGGUAAACUUUUGUAUUUCACUUUCUAAAUGGGGGUUAAAGCACUGAGAACUGUGCCAAUUUGAGGGGAAAAGUUAAAGGAACCCAGAACUUAGAUUUAAACAAAUUUAGAUUUUUUUUAAGGUUGCUAAAAAUUCCAGUGAAUUGAACAAAAAGUGUUUUGUUUAAAGUGCUAAGCAAUACAUCAACAACUCAUGGGCUUUCCAGCAUCUACAGUAUUUAUGAUCAAAAGAGCGCCCCCUUGUGGCCGUGUUCUUGGAUCAAGUACAGAAACGCUUUGUUUUGGUGAGUUUCGUUUCAAAGAAAAAAAACUUGUUUGCAUUUGUUGAAGCAGUGGUGCAUCAUUUAUUAUCCAGUCAAAUCUUGCUUUUUCUUUUAAAUCUUUUUAACUCAGUAAUUUGGCUGAGACUUUAAUUGUUUUAUUUUUUACAACUUCUUGAGUAAUUGAGUACAAAUCAGGCCAACAUGUAGCACCUUACCUAAGAGCUGCAGAAGUUUAACAGCUUAUAGUUUUUUGGGUUUUUUUUUCUGCUGUGCUGAUUUAUUUUAAAGUGAGGUUACUCAGGAUGUGAUGUGCUGAAAUUAAAACUGGAGGUUUUUGUGUAUAUAAAUGUUACGUGUGAGAGCAGAGGGAGGCUGUUUUCCCUUUAUUUUAGUGUCUUGUUUUAAUCACAGAGUGCUGGUGCUGUGAACAGCGCUGGGUGCUGAUAAACUACUGGCAGAUCCACUGGAAAGUAUUAGUUUCUAUGUUGAGGGACACAUAUUUAGGUUUCUAUUUUCAUCAGAGAACUCCUAACAGAAUCACUAUCAAUGUAGCUUGAUUGACAUGUUCUUGGAUGAGCGCAGCCUGUUUACACCCGCUCUGGUUCUUUCCCUUUUCCUGCUGCUGGUUUUGUUUUACUUCAUCUUUUUUUUGUUUGACUCUUUUUGUGUUUCCAAGUGUUUCUUGUUUUGAGAAACUAUUAGUGUUUAUCAAUGACUUAAAGUUACAUUCUUCUGAAUGACUUCUUUUAAGUAUUGGGUCAUUAAUAAAACACUCAUACAAAGUCAUAUUUACAAACAAAUUGAUAUUUGCACACACUGUAUAAAAAGGUUUUCUCACUAUUUAACAUUAAAUCACUCUAAACUUG
Molecule: messenger RNA, 3469 nt
Organism: Girardinichthys multiradiatus
Lineage: Eukaryota; Metazoa; Chordata; Actinopteri; Cyprinodontiformes; Goodeidae
Product: E3 ubiquitin-protein ligase rnf146-like
Exons: 3
Coding region: 295-1389 (364 amino acids)
Biological process (GO): Wnt signaling pathway; ubiquitin-dependent protein catabolic process
Cellular component (GO): cytoplasm; nucleus
Molecular function (GO): zinc ion binding; poly-ADP-D-ribose binding; ubiquitin protein ligase activity
Source: RefSeq, a predicted model, not a curated record